Pangasianodon hypophthalmus (striped catfish) is the source of this 14947-nucleotide messenger RNA. RefSeq names its product tetratricopeptide repeat, ankyrin repeat and coiled-coil containing 2a (gene tanc2a). Gene Ontology annotation, cellular component: dendritic spine. Gene Ontology annotation, biological process: regulation of dendritic spine morphogenesis. The transcript has 26 exons. Gene Ontology annotation, molecular function: protein binding. The coding region runs from base 6286 to 11970 and encodes 1894 amino acids. NCBI's taxonomy places the organism in Eukaryota, Metazoa, Chordata, Actinopteri, Siluriformes, Pangasiidae. The record is from RefSeq and is a predicted model, not a curated record.
AGUGACGGAGAUGCUAGGCCAGAUGCCCAGACCCAAUUCAUGGCCUCCUUACCUCAUUUUUCUCUCACAGAUGUUGUGUAGAGUUUUAGAAAGCUUAAACUUUUGUUCCUUUUCAGCUGAUGAGAAGGCUCUUUGUGCGUUCCUGUGGUCGUCUGUUUUUGCAUAGCAGCUCUGUUUGCCUUUGAUCUCUUCCUGGGAAUGUUAGACUCCCACGAGCUUUCGGUACGGUUCAGGAUCUAUCCAAGCUGUCUUCUAAUCUAGUGGCUGAUUUUCCUCAGCGCCUCCCCAGACACAGACACUGCUCACUCGCAAUAAUGUGCUGGCCAUAAAUUAAAUCUGUGUAGCGAGCAACUUGCUGAGCAUGCAGCAGGGAUCGUGCUCUGUGUCGGAAAGCACGCGCAUCCACGGCCGAUUGAUGGUUAGCCUCCAGACCCCUCUGGCUCGUGAAAGGAGUUUGGACGUGCUCUGAAGGCAGCCUGUCAUUCGUUUGCCAGAGCUGUCCACAGAGAAUAUUUACAGCAUGUCGUAAUAAAACAGUGGGGUUUUAAUGAACACAUGCUCAGCUCUGGGGUGGUGCCCCCAUGGUACGUCUUUUGUAUCUUUAGUACAAUCAUUUGAGCUAAUGGACAGACCAAGGGGACAGAAAAGGGAAACCUUCAAAGGGCUUAUGUAGAACCCUACAACAGAGUAUUUUUCUUCAGAAAAAAACAUAUACUACAUAUACUAUACAUAUAUACUAUACAUAUACAUGUACUAAAUACAUCUUCAGGACAGAGAAGUUUACGCUUUGCGGUUUCUUGGUAACAUGAGUUGAUUUAUUAACUUCAAGAGAGAGAAAAAUGAGAGGCUGGUGAGGGAACAGCGUUAAACGCAGCUCCAUUCUUCAGCGGAUACAGUGUAAUCCUUGGUGUGUUGCUAUAAAACAUUUCAGGAUGCGCUAUUAUCGGAAAACAAGCAACUUCGAGAUGGUAACAGUAACUCCACUUCAUCACACCAGCUUGCUGUUGAUUAUUUUCCUGCAACAGAAUGACACUGAGUGUUUUAGUCAACAGAAUGACAAUGAGUGUUUUAUUCCUUACUGGAGUUUAAUUUCACAGUGAAAAAUUUAUAUCAGUGCCUUAUUUUGGCAUUGCUGAGUUGUAUUUUCAUGAACUCACUUUUAGUCCUGCUCUAAAGGAAGUGCACUGACAGGAAAUGGAUGUUGCUGAGGGAUGAUUUCAAUAAAACAUGCACAUGAGUGUAUGGACGACUGACAUCCAGCACUGAUCCAAAAAGGCCAGACUCACUCCUAUGCUGAUAUUUUAAACAGAUUUUAUUUAAAAGCCAAAGCUAUCCACUACCUGACCAAAGGUCAUGUCCUUUUCUGUCUCUGUAUUAGUGUGGUUAAUCCAGCUCCUCUGGGUUCAGGGUUCUCUGUGGCCUGUUGGACGAGGAUGAGCUCAACCCGCUAAUGAGAGGCUUUUCUCUAGCUGAGCUUCAGCAGUUCUGUCAGGCUUAGCAGUGAAAGCAAUCAGGCACAGUGCCACUGCUUAUGUAAGACACUGAGGUAAACUAUAUCAGCUUUCGGCUUCCAAUCUGAAAAUCAUGCAGAGGCUGUCUGUGGUCAUUUUGUACACGUUUUCCAGAGAUUAAUUUUUAUGUUAAAAUCAUUGAGGGGUUUAUUGAUCCAUAAUUAAUUCCAUAGCCAGUCUGCAAAACGGUUAAAAAGUGUCCAAAUGAUAGAACAAUGGAAUUUUUUUUGCUGUAUUUAAAUAAUUCAUGUACCACGCCCAACAUGUUAAAUGCACCAUAUGUAUAAAUUCAACAUUCAAACACAAAAAAGAUUUAAUUUGCAUAUAAUUAGCAUAACAUCAUAGUAAAUUCAAAUGCAACAUAAUAUAUGUGCAUUCUCCCAUACCAAGGUUCUCGACUGAACUCAGAGAAAUGACACUGAGGCCUCUUAGAUAUUUAAAAGCAUUUAGAAGUCAUAAUACUUGUGUACACAUAUAGUAAAUUUUGCUUUUAAAGUGCCACUGGUUUGCUUAUUAAGACUAUUUUGGUUUUCUUUUCUUUUCUUUUUUUUUUUGCAUGCCCUGCCAUUUCAAAUGUACUAGUGACUAAGAAAUUCAGAGGUUUCUCAUGGGUUCUUUGGAUAGUUAAGGGUUCAACUUUUUUGAUAAAGUCAUAGGUGAAACCUUUAUUGUUAGGGAAACACCCAGUCGAUGUUAAAUUAAUAUUUAUGGAAGGUAAAUAGACACAAAAAAAAAGUGCUACAGAAAUCAAGUUGAGUCGAGGUGGGCGGUUGCACUCUGGGCAGGUCUGUUUUUAAAAGCCAAACAGCUGAAUUAAUUCUUCAGUGAAUUAACCUGUGGACAGAUCUACCUCUGGGCCAAAUGUAGUUGUGUGAAUAUAAUACACACCUAUCAGCCAGGCAGAUUAGUGUAUCCUGAGACUUUUAUAGCUGCCACUGAGAUUUAAGUGCUUCUGUUGUGCUUUACCACAAAAGCCAAAUCCAAUAAAAGUCCUAAAAGAGAAAUGAAACCCCAGGAUGUUUUUAAGGCUGUCAUCCAAAAAGUGAUGAAAGUGAGCUAUUUUAUGCAUUCACUGUCAGCACCACUUUUGUUUUCUACAGUUAGAUUUCUCUUUAUCCCUUCGGUGAGGUUCUUAUUCCAAGAAUUUCUGUCUUCUUUGUCCUAGAUCUCUUAGGAGUAAGGUAACAGGAGGUGAAGUGUUUGACAGUGUAGUUGGCAAGGUGCCAUGUUGGAUAGGAUUUGGUUUGGUCCAAGGUUAAACAGUGUUACCAAAGCGUCCUCGCUAGCUGGUUAGCUAACGAGCUCAUUGGUUCAUUGGUAGUGUUAUACACCCUAUAAGGUAAUAUGUAUAGCAAUAUUCGGUGGCGAACCUUUGUAGAAAGUGUUUUCCUCCCUUUUUCUGGAAGCUAAUAAUCCAUAUUUAUCAAAUGAACUCUUAAAGAGAUCUUGAACCUUUUUUUCUAAGAGUGUGUGCAGUAACUGAGUACGAUUGUGAUAUACACUCCAAAUUAUUGCUCUUUUUUUUCUUCUAUAUAUCUAGAAUCUGUCAGAUGUUUACCUUUUAGCUAAGCUGUCUUAGUAUGAGGGAAGGGGGCAUUGCUGCCUCAUAGCUCCAGGGUCCCAGGUUCAAUCCUGAGCUCGGGUUACUGUCUGUGUGGAGUUUCACAUCGAGUCCACAUGGGUUUCCUGUGGUUUGUGGAUUGAUGACUCUAAAUUAUCCCUAGGUGUGAAUAUGUGUGUGGUGCCCUGUGAAGGACUGGCGCCCAUCCAAGGUGUAUUCCCACCAAUGUUCUGGGGAUAGGCUCCGGAUCAACCACAACCCUGACCAGGACAAAGUGCUUGCUGAAGAUGAAUUAGUUAAUUAAUAUCUCUUGGUACACUCUUAGAAAAAGGGUGUUGAUUGGAAGGGUUGAUUGGAUAAUUAAAGGAUCUGAGGUUAUAAGGUGACUGAUCACUCUGAUAGGGGAGAAUCAGUCUGACCAAUGACCUGGAGAAGGAGAUGGGAAUGAAAUUCCCAGCCACUGACACUUUUGAUUCUAUAUAACAUACAGUCUGUUUAUGAUGCUAUAAUGGAGCGCCCUAAUAGGGUUCUGCUGGGAACCAUUUCUGAUAGGGAAAUACUCAAUAUUCAAGAUGCAAGCGUUGCCACAUACAGAGAGUUAUACAGAAUACGCUUCAUAGUGAAAGUCUUCAAAGCAGGUAGCAGUUUCUUGAUAGUAGAAAUUCUUGGUAACUGCAACAAUUUUAUAACAAUAUUACAAGAAAGGUGUAGACAUAAAGUAGACAUAGACAUGUAGUAAGACACAUAAAGCCAUAGUAAUGUGCUAAAAAGAAUUAUAAUGAAGGACAUAGUACAACACACACGACAGUAUAAGGUGCUCAUGUGGUGGAGUAUAAAAUAAAAAUUGUACAAAAUGUUGUAUUAAAACUAUUUUCUACACAGUUAAACACUGUAUACACAAGAAGACAAGACAUGCUUUGCUUGCACAUACAAGAAACUCUAUUGUAGGGUUCUACAUAGAACCUGUAAGGGACUUCCCAAAAAUUGUUAAGGGGUCUAGAAGACUCUUCAGUACUAUGACUCUUAUCAUUCUUCCCAUCCUUUAAUGUUGUUUAAUCCUUUAAUCCCAGUCUUCUGAUCUGUACGAGAGUAGCCUCAUUCCACUCCCCUUCACCAGGUUGUACCCUUUUUGCCCUUGCUGACAAAAGCGAGGUUUAGAAACAACGGGCCAAUCAGAUACCACAGCAACCCACAGAGGAGACGCUGAGCUGCAAGACGUCCUUCCCCUCGAGACCAGACCCGUCUUUCUGCUUCUAUUAUUUAAAAAGAUUAUCAUCAUCCUUUUUUUUUCUCUCUGAGCUGCUAUGCCGGGCUUCCAUUCAAAGCCGGAUUGUGAAGUCACGGACGGCUGUGGAGAAGCCUGAGCCGAGUGGGAACCUUCUGAUUAUGUCGAUAUGUCUGUAAUUAUAGACCAACGACUGGUUCUGUUGAGGAACAGAGAGGAGACGUGAGGACGUGACCCCUUGUCUGAAAACAAAGAGCUGAUAAUGUACAUUCCUCUAAAAUUGGGCAAAUCCUCAGGCUGAUUUGUGUCAUCAGAGACAAAUUAGUUUAUUAAAAAAAAAGAUUUUGGUGAGCUUCUUAAUUUCCCGUGUCUCACAGAACCCAGAAGAAAUGUUGCUUCUGCAGGAGGAGCCCUUGAGUUUAGCUAAACACACAUCACCGUUUGUUUAUUUUUAACUUUCUGAUGAUGGCCAUAAUUGUGUCAUUGUAAUUCUUUGGAAUUUUGACUGUUUUAUAAAAGGAGCUUUCUUUAGCUUGACUCGCUAUGCUGCUGUGGAGUAAAUGAUGAUAUAAUGAUGUGAUGUGAUACCGUUGCCACAAAAGUUACAUUGUUUGAGGAAUACACACUUUAUGACUAGUACUGAAGAUAUCUUCAGUAUUGUUUUAUUUAUUGGCUUCUCUUUAUGAUUCUGCCACUAGGUGGUGGAGGCAUUAUGUUUUGCGGUUGUCUGCCUAUUCAUCAGCUUGUCUGUCUGUUCUUCCGUCUGUCUGUCUGUCUGUCUGUCUGUCUGUGUUUCUGUCCAAGAUUCUUAUUGGUGCAAUAUCUCAAGAAGGAGUGAUUGAAUGUUUGUAGGCUCUAUAUGGAACUAUCACUGUAACCAGCAGAAGAAAACAGAUCGAUUUUGGAUCUGAUCCAAACAGGGUCAAGGUCACAGCAAGGACAAAUGUCUGAAAUAGCAGCUCAAAUUCUCUUGAUUUUCAGCCUCCAAAGUUACAGCAAAGGCAAACAGUCUUCUUAUCACACCCGGUGUUCCCGGGAUCCACCGCCACCCUGACCAAGAUACUGAAGAUGAGUGAAUCAAUCAAAGAAUAGCCAAUAUUCUUUUGGACUGGUAUGACCUUUAUAAUAUUCUAGGACUGGUAUGACCUUUGUUAAUGUUAUGGCGUGCAUAUAAUGUUAGAUGCUUUUUAUUUCAUAUCAGUACAGCGUAUACAUUUUAAUGCAUAUUUUUGCAAUUCAUAUCUGUGAUUAUGUGCCCUGCUGAGGAACAGGGUGUAACAUGGUGACAAAAGUGGUUUGGAUAGCAAACCAUCUGACCCCUGUGUGUGACUUUGAGAGAAUGUGCUUCAUCAGUGCUGCACUUUUAGAGCUGAGCCACACAACACACUCCUCCGUUUUCACUGCCGUGUCAUCAUUUAAAACGAGGAGCAGAUAUACGGCAUUGUGAAAACAUGGCACUGCGUUUUUUAAUGUUGUGUGUGUAUGCAUGUGUGUAGACACGCUGUAUCCUGAAAUGCUGUGUUCUUCCCUCUCUUGGUCUUUGUGUUGCUGAAUCAGAGGGAAGUGGGUGGAUCGCAUGCAGGACAGGUUACGAGGUUGUGCGUAGGGAGCGAGGGAUGAGGGAGGGAAAGAGAGAGAGACAGCUGAAUAGCUGUUAUCGUGUGGGAGAGAAUGAGUGGAAGGAGGGCUGCGUCUGUCCGCCUCACUCCCGCACAAGAGCGAGAAAGAGAGUGUGUGUGGUGUAGUUGGUGCAGGCGCUGGAAUCUGGCAGUCCUCAUCGACACUGCAGAGAGGACACGCUUGCUCGCUUCAGUGUCGCUCGGUGCUCUGUCUGUUCCUCCACUGUGUGUUCUUCCGGUCUUCUAGGCGUCAAUCAUGGUACCAUCACUCACCCUGGCAGACACACACACUCAGCAUGGAGAGGUGGGGAUGGUGAGUGUGUGUUUGAGGGUGAUUACGCCGUGCCUCCUCUCCCGGUGACUGAAGGAAUGCAGCACAUCCGCAUCAUGGAGGGAGUGUCUCGCUCUCUGCCCUCCUCACCACUUCUGUCUCACCAGGCGCUCAGCAUGAGACUACAGCCACUCAAGAGACUCCCAGGAGAAGACAAUCAGGAUCUGGGUCCCCCUCCGUCAGUGGACGAGGCUGCUAAUACCCUGAUGACGCGACUCGGGUUCCUGCUUGGGGACAAAAUGGCCGAGGGGUCCGACAGAGCCGCAUACGGCUUUGAGGAACCAGAAGAAAGUCAGGCUGUCUCCAUGACUCAGAGAAUCAGUCCAUGUUCCAGCCUGGCCAGCAGCUCAGCGUCUCCCCCUCCUGGCAGCCCCUGCUCCACCCUUCCCGCUGGUGGUCCAGGCAGCGCCGGUGCCUACGGCUCCAUCACGAGCCCCACCUCCACGCUGGAGAGCAGAGACAGUGGCAUCAUCGCCACACUGACUAGUUACUCGGAGAAUGCGGAUCGGGGCGGGAAGCACAGCGAUGGCUCACGCCUCAAACUGCGGCAGACAGGGAAAUCUUCAGGCGGCGACUCCUUCCUGUACCGCGUGGACGAGAACAUGGCCGCCUCCACAUACAGCCUCAACAAAAUCCCAGAGAGAAGCCUAGAGCACUCCGCCUCCCACUCCGCCCACUCCAUCCCCCUCUACCUCAUGCCCCGCCCAAACUCUGUGGCCGCUACGAGUUCUGCUCACCUGGAGGACUUGGCGUACCUGGAUGAGCAGCGCCAGGCUCCGUUGCGGACGUCCCUGCGAAUGCCACGCCAGAACUCCGGCGCCGGACGAUCCGGGAAUGACCUAAGAGCCUGCACUAGCAUCCCUGCCUGGCAGUCUAACUCAUUGCGGUUCGCACCGUACCGCGCACCGGACAUCGCCCUGAAGCCGCUGCUGUUCGAGGUGCCGAGUGUGACGCCUGACUCUGUGUUUACGGGACGGGAGUGGCUGUUCCAGGAAGUGGACGCUCAGCUGCGCAGCGGUGAAGCCACCAGUCGGGGCGUGGUCAUCGUGGGCAACGUGGGUUUCGGCAAAACCGCCAUCAUCUCACGACUGGUGGCUCUGAGCUGCCACGGCAACCGCAUGAGACAGAUCGCCUCAGAGAGUCCGCACGCCUCGCCCAAACAUGGAGACACACUGCCCCUCAGUCAGCCCCAGUCGGCUCAUGGGACGCUGGUUGGAGGCAGCAGUUGCCCCGGGACACCUGAGAUGAGGAGACGGCAGGAGGAGGCGCUCAGGAGACUCGCAUCUCAGGUGGUGGCGUAUCACUACUGCCAGGCGGAUAACGCCUACACGUGUCUGGUGCCGGAGUUCGUACACAACAUUGCGGCGUUGCUGUGUCGAGCUCCUCAGCUGCAGGCGUACAGAGAGCUGCUGCUGCGACAGCCGCACCUACAGAGCCUGCUCAGCCUGCGCUCCUGCGUCCAGGAACCAAUCACGGCCUUCAGCCGCGGCCUGCUCGAACCGCUGCACGCGCUGCACAGGGAGCGUAAGGUGGCAUGCGACGAAGAUCUGAUCAUCCUGAUUGACGGCCUGAACGAAGCCGAGUUCCACAAACCGGAUUACGGCGACACGAUCGUGUCCUUCCUGUGUAAAACCAUCGAGCGUUUCCCUCCAUGGCUCAAACUGGUGGUGACGGUCAGGACCUCGCUACAGGAUGUCACUCGGCCGCUGCCGUUCCACCGGAUAUCUCUGGACCGUCUGGAUGAGAGCGACGCCAUCGACUCGGACCUGCAGGGUUACAUCCUGCACCGCCUGCACUCCAGCCAGGAGAUCCAGAACAAUGUGGCACUGAACGGGAAGCUGGACAACGCCGCCUUCGCCAAACUCAGCGCUCACCUGAAAGGCCUGAGCCGCGGCUCGUACCUAUACCUGAAGCUCACGCUCGACCUGAUUGAAAAGGGCUACCUGGUCCUAAAGAGCUCCAGCUACAAGGUGGUGCCGGUGAGCCUGGCCGAGGUGUACCUGCUGCUGCUGAACAUGCGUUUCCCCACGCAGUCAUCGUUUGAGCGAGUGCUGCCGCUGCUCAACGUGGCCGUGGCGUCUCUGCACCCGCUGACGGACGAGCAGGCGCUGGGGGCGGUGAACGCUGGGGUCGUACGUGGCAUGGCGCUCCACUGGGACGACUUCCAGCAGCGCGCUGAGCUCCUCGCACCCUUCCUCAUGAAGAGGAGAGACGGCACGCGCAUGUUUGUCCACGCCUCCUUCAGAGAGUGGCUCAUCUGGAGAGAGGAUGGAGAGAAGACCAAGUUCCUCUGUGACCCCAGGAGUGGUCACACACUGCUGGCCUUCUGGUUCUCGCGGCAGGAGGGCAAACUGAACCGACAGCAAACCAUCGAGCUCGGCCACCACAUUCUCAAAGCACACAUCUUCAAGGGUCUGAGUAAGAAGGUCGGGGUUUCCUCGUCUGUCCUGCAGGGGCUGUGGGUGUCGUACAGUACAGAGGGUCUGUCUGCUGCCCUCGCAUCCCUGCGCAACCUCUACACCCCCAACAUCAAGGUCUCUCGUCUGCUCAUUCUGGGCGGAGCCAACGUGAACUACCGUACGGAGGUGUUGAACAACGCUCCGGUGCUGUGUGUGUAUGCACACCUGGGUUAUAUGGAGAUGGUGACGCUGUUGCUGGAGUUUGGCGCUGAUGUGAACGGAGCAUCGGAGAGCGGCCUCACACCGCUGGGCUACGCAGCCGCCGGCGGUCACCUGACCAUCAUCACCACCCUCUGUGCCAAAAACGCAAAGGUGGACCACGUGGACAGGAACGGUCAGUGUCCUCUGGUGCACGCGGCUCUGAGAGGACACCUGGAGGUGGUGAAGUUCCUGCUGGAGUGUGAGUGGAGCGCUGAGGCAGCUUUCAGCAAAACACACGCUGUACAGCAGGCCCUUAUAGCAGCAGCUAGCAUGGGCUAUACUGAGAUUGCGUUGUACCUGCUGGACCUUCCAGAGAAGGACGAGGAUGAGGAGGAGCGCCCUCACAUCAACAGCUUCGACACGCUGUGGGGGGAAACAGCUCUGACUGCAGCAGCAGGCAGAGGGAAGUUGGAUGUGUGUAGGUUGUUGUUGGAGCAGGGAGCCGCCGUCUCUCAGCCUAACCGCCGCGGCAUCGUGCCGCUGUUCAGUGCUGUCCGUCAGGGCCACUGGCAGAUUGUGGAGCUUCUUCAGAAUCACGGCGCUGAUGUGAACAUGGCGGAUAAACAGGGCCGCACUCCUCUAAUGGUGGCCGCGUCUGAGGGUCAUCUGGCCACGGCAGAGUUCCUGCUGGAGCAGGGUGCAUCAUUGGCCCUGAUGGAUAAGGAGGGGCUCACGGCUCUGAGCUGGGCGUGUCUGAAAGGCCACCUCCCAUUGGUCCGUGCGUUGGUGGAGAGAGGAGCGGCGACGGCUCAUGCUGACAAGAGCGGCCGCACGCCGCUGGACCUCGCUGCCUUCUACGGAGAUUCAGAAGUGGUACAGUUCCUGGUGGAGCACGGCGCCAUGAUCGAGCAUGUGGACUACAGUGGCAUGAGGCCUCUGGACAGAGCCGUGGGCUGCAGGAACACAUCGGUGGUGGUAGCCCUGCUGAAGAAGGGUGCCAAGAUAGGUCCAGCAACGUGGGCCAUGGCCACCUCCAAGCCAGACAUCAUGAUUGUCCUCCUGAGCAAGCUGAUUGAGGAAGGAGAUGGAUUCUACAAGAAGGGAAAGGUGAAGGAAGCAGCCCAGCGCUAUCAGUAUGCCCUGAAGAAGUUCCCUCGCGAAGGUUUCACUGAGGAUUUGAAGAGUUUCCGUGAGCUUAAAGUCUCCCUGCUCCUCAACUUGUCCCGUUGCCGCCGCAAAAUGAACGACUUUGGCAUGGCGGAGGAGUUUGCCUCCAGAGCUCUAGAGUUGAAACCCAAAUCCUAUGAGGCCUUUUACGCACGAGCCCGCGCCAAACGCAGCAGCAGGCAAUUCCACGCAGCCCUGGAGGACCUGAGUGAAGCCAUACGCCUGUGUCCCAAUAACCGCGAGAUCCAGCGUCUGCUGCAGCGUGUGGAGGAGGAGUGUCGCCAAGUCGCUCAGCAACAGCAGCUGGAUCCACCUCCUUCCCCUCCCCAUGAGCAAGCCCCUCAUCCUCCUCCGCUGGAGCCCCGCCUGUCUGACAUGGAGCCAGUGCAGGACCUGUUUGAAGAGGACGAAGAUUACCUGGAGCGGGAUUUGGAUGGUCUUCCACUAGCUGUGACUGCCGAGCCUCGUUCCAGUCCUUCAGGUCUGCCUGUCAUUCAGAACAUGCCACCUUCCCCAAGCCAUUUACCCUACCUUUCCGGAAGCGCUUCCAUGGGCCAGGCUUAUGAUCUGCGGCCCAGUCCUCCUUCCAUGUCCUCUCCGACUCGCCAGGGUUACCAGUCCACCUCUCCGUCGCUCUCUCCAACUCACCAGACCUCCCACUAUCGUCCAAGCCCUCCUCACACCUCUCCGGCCCAUCAAGCUUCCUCUUCUUCCUCCUCCUCAUCCUACCACUUCAGCCCCCCUCCCUCGCCUUUACGCCGUGGAGCCUACACCUCAGAGAAUGCAGCCAUCUACAGACCACAGUCUGCCUCUGUCAGCUCAAACCGCUAUCAACAAGAGGGACUUUCUGGCAGGCCCAAAUCGCCGCUGGCUAAAAUGGGCAGCCAGCGCUCACUGCAGCAGCAAACCCAGUGGCUGCAGCCAGCCAAGGCCCAGAUCAUCCGCACAAAUCAGACCAGUGCCUCGGUCCACUCCAGCGCUUACUCUCAUGUGGCCCAGUCCAUGAGAGGACAUGUUCCUGGGGAUGUCGACGAGCUUGGGGAGGUAGCCUAUUCAAGCCCACUGCAGAUACAGGGCAGUGUGUACAUAGAAGAGGAGCUCCCUCAGAGGCCCUCACAUGCAUACAGGCCCAGCAUCACAGGCCCCCGUUAUGGUCAAAUGGCACCACAGAUCAGCCGCAGCCAGUCAGCUGCUUAUUAUCCCGUCCAGCCACAUGAAAUUGAGCGCCAACCUCAGUUAUCAUCACCUGAGCACCCUCACGGUCUCCGGCGCCCACUAAGUGCCACUGGCCCUACACCACGGCCGCUCAUCCACUCUCAGAGCACUGGCCUGCGCUUCUCACCUUCUAGCAGCAGUCUGGCAGCAGGAUCCACCUCUAAUUUAGGUCCAGGCUUCAGGCCCUCGGCUUCAGCACAACAAAUGGAAAUCCCACUGAAGCUGGCAUAUGAGGGUGGAUACAGCGAUGACCUGUCACCAGUUUCUCCACCACAAGGCACUGACAUGCGACUUUUAGGGGGGACUUACCCAGGUGAGGCUAUGCGGGCACGCAGCACGCCCUUCAUGGGCAUCAUAGACAAGACAGCACGGACUCAGCAGUUUCUUCAGCAACCUUCAUCAUCUUCCUCUUCAUCACGCACUUGGGCUGUGUCAUCUUUAGAUACUGUGGUCUCCAGCCCUGCCACAUCACCUGGCAACAUGACCUAUGGGCACCUUGCCUACUACAAUCGCACCAACAAUGCCCACAACGGACACCUAGUGGAGGAUGACUACUAUCGGCCAGAUAACACAGGCCGGGUGAGUCAGGCACCCACAUACCCAGACGUUAAGGUGGCGCGAACGCUGCCGGUCUCGCAGGCCUAUCAGGACAGCGACUACAGACAGGCGGGACAUGGGGAGCGCCAAGGUCCUUCCUCUCCUAUCAAACCAAAGAGGCCCUUUGUUGAGUCCAACGUUUGAGGCACAAAUUGUAGAUAUGUACUAGGACUCACAUGGUUUCCCCCUCACUUUGAUGUAAUCCGAUCUUAAAACUGAAUAUAUGGACCUGAAAGGAGAUGUUGUAGAAAGCAUCUGCUUUGGGAUCAGGACAUGCAGGAUACUUCAGGAGCCUCAGUUGGAGUGGACCGCCAUAACUGCUGUAUGCUAGCUAGGGAUGCGGCAAUAUGGGAUAUUAGUAUCAGUCAUACAGAUAGUCUGACCACAUGUGGCUUUCAGAAAAGGGACAUUUCAUCAGUAGUGACCUUAAGCUUUGUUAUUUAGAUGGACAGUAGUGCUACAGAGCAUAACGCAUCCAAUAUGCAGGACUUGUGCAAGCACAUCUGGUGAUUUAACUAUAAAAUUUCAUUGAUAUAAAUUGCUUACAUUUGUAGGAAAUGGUGGAACAGAGCUUCUCAACAGUCAGUACUUACACCUGACACACCAAGCUAUCUGAUGUCCUUAGUUUUUACUGCAUUUCCCACAUAGUUAACGCUAGUUGACUGAUUAAAUUCCUCAGCAUACUUCAUGGAGAAGCAACAUUUGGCUGGCUUCUACAAAAAAUAUAGAUAGAUAGACUUUAUUGAUCCCAUGAGGGAAAUUUUUGAAAAGCGGUCUUCUCACAGUGUGUCAUGGGACAUCCAGGCUCUGUCUUCUUAAUGUAAAUCUUUUUCACUAUAGACGCAAUGCAAAACCUCGACUCUGGUGGGACUCGAACCCACAACCUUUGAAUCACUCCACUAAGUGCCACUUAGAAGUCCAAUGCGCUAUCCAUUGCGCCACAGAGCCACAUAUUUGGCACACAGAGCCAAAUAUGAUGUAAUUGCACACAGCAUGUGUGUUCACUGUGUCGUGCACACGGCAGCUAGGCAAACUGCAAACACGAACACACUAUGCUCACUACAAACUAAUUCAUCACAAGAUGGAUGACAUUGAAGGACAGUAAUCUUUUUCCUGUAGUCAGAAAUCACUAAGAAAUUUUAAUAGCUCCACCUGAAGUACUGGGGCACUUGAAAAAUCGCAGACUAUGCGAGCUUGUAAGCAGGCUUUACGCAAACGUCACAGACGCCAUCACCAAAAUUAUGUAUGCUGUGGUCUUAAGUGUUGAAUAUUGGUCGGAAAGCCAGAGAAAGCUGUUUGAUUGGCUGUUCAGCUGAGCAAAUUGUUAAAGGGAAAGAAACACCAAAUCAAGCAAAGCAAGUCCUGCUUAACAUUUUUUAUCUGCUCUACCCACUUGUUUGCACCAAAGAAACAAAGCAAGAUCAUUUAAAGUGGUUUCAAAUGAUGUGAAAAUGAUAGCUAGGCUAGUUUGCUUGGUUAAAAUUCAUACUCCUGCACUAAAUACCAUAAUGUGUCAUGACAGUAUAGGUACUUAUUCUGGUACAAGAUAGGUGGAAUACCAGGCUUUGUCUUUUUAGCAAUUCUGGCUCUUCUGGCUUUAUUUAAAUUUUGAAUUUGAAUAUAGACUAUUGCCCCCUGCUGGUAAGAAAAGUUAUUUUGGCUGUUCAAGUGUGUUUGCUAGUUUUUUGACAUUGGCUUGGUAUGUCAGGGUCCUAAGUCUGAAUGUUUUACAAGGCGUUAGUUAUGCCUCCUGCCUACAUAAUGCAUUACAGCAUUUUGACACUGUGUUGAGUGCACAGUAUGUCUGAAAUCUUGCACCCGAAGAGAUCAGUCUGAAGUUUGUUCCCCUCCUACCUCUAGGGGAAUUGUUUGAAUUGAACCAUUGUGUUGCCAGGCUCUGUCCUUGAUCUGAAGCUUUCCUGAAGCCUCUUCUGUAUAUAUGGCUGUAAAAGGUGAUCCCAAAUCAAUGUGUACAUAGCUAAAGUAAUGACAGAAAAUAAGGAAUAUUUAUCAGUUUAAGUUAUGUUUGUACAAAAUUAUAUAUAUACACAUAUACAUACUUUAUUUUGCUCUUGGUGCCAUUGUGCUCCGCUUUCCUGCUUCUGGUAGGUCAGUAAUGUGAAAUUUUUUACCUGCUUUAAGGGCAAUUUUGGUUUCAUGGAAAUGUUUCCUUGAUCAUUUAAAAUGCUGUGCUGUGGUUUGCGGAUGUAAGGAGGUGCUGCAACAUUCACGAGUAUAAUCUCAAACAUCAUCUCGCGUCAUGUUCACAUUUAUGAAGGCAACAGAACGUUAUUAGUGUGUGACAGAUUUUUAUUUGGGAGAGGAUAAGGUCGUUGAGGCUUCUUUUCAAUUUUAGACACUUUUCCAGAUGACUUACAUAAUUUUACACACUUUCACAAAAGGUUAUUAAUUCUCUUACAUUGUAUUUAUUUCCUUGUUUCUAAUUUUUUUAACCAUUUGGAGUGGCUUCCAUUAAACACCUGAUUAUGCUGUGUUCAAUCAUCUUUCUGUUUUCCCUUCUUUCUUUUCAGCACUGUUUUGUUAGGCACUUUUCCCUUUUUAUGCUAACAGGACUGGAAACUUUGUGUCCUCUGUUUUAGUCAAUCAUUUUCAACUGCUGUCGAAAAAGGGUUUUUUUUUUCUAAUGUGUUGAAACUAAUUUUUUAAGGUUGAUGUGUAAAUGAUUGUACAAACUGUGCUUAAUUAGAAUGCAUGCUCUUUGCUGAUGCACACAUUAACGUGUGUGUGUGUGUGUGUGUGUGUGUGUGUGUAUGAGUUUUCACCUAUCAUUAUAUAUAUAUAUAUAUAUAUAUAUAUAUAUAUAAUGGGGAAAGGACUUGGCUUCAAUCAUUUCCCUCAUUCCCACAUUUUUUCCCACAGGUUUUGUUUUUUAUUUCAAUUUUAUAAUGCUUCAGUUGUAUUUUGUUUUAAAUCUAGGCUUGCUAUUAGCAAAAUUCGCUGUACAUGGUUUUAAGUGGGAGUAAAAGAAGAGUAAAAGUCAGAAACAUGAAUGCAUUUUUAAUCCUGUUUCAUGAUUGUAAACUGUACAAUCAGCUGUAUGUAAAGGAGAAAAUAAUGUACUAAUUUAAGAACUCAAAGAAACUCCCUCGGGCUGAAAUGA